Molecule: messenger RNA, 8490 nt
Organism: Lymnaea stagnalis (great pond snail)
Lineage: Eukaryota; Metazoa; Mollusca; Gastropoda; Lymnaeidae
Source: the annotation of a GenBank genome assembly
CAACCAUUCUUAGUCUUAACCGCUAAAUCACUAAAGACUAAAGUGUCCAAAGCCUGUUAGUUUAAUUUUAAUUAAAAUAAUGUUGUUUUUAUUGUUAUUAAUUUUACUCAAAAGAAUUUGUAACUAUAACUAUGCUAUUACUAUUACUAAACUAUGCUUUAGUUUUAGUAGGUGUAGGUAAAAAGUAAAUGUAAAACUCACUAGUCUUAUUAGUUUAGUAUUCACACAUUUCUAAAAUUACAAAAAUAACCUUACUAGUAACUACAGACUACUACUAACUACUGCUAGUACUAGUAACACAAGUACUAGUAACCAAGUCCAAGUUACCAAGUCCAAGUUAAAAAUAAAAAUAAUUAGCCUACUAAAGCUAAUACUAAUACUAAUAUCAAAUUUCAAAUAUUCCUUAACUUUGUUACUUUAACUUUGUCUUGAGCUUUAACUUUAAUGACUUAACUUGUAUGAUGAUUCAUGACUGUCAUCUGACCAUGAUGAGGUUAGAGCCUUUUAUAAUAUUUUAUAACUAUUAACAUUAUCUUCUUAAUCUUAACCUUAACAUAAGUCAUAAGUUUAUUUUAUGGCAUUGUCGUCAAUGUUGAAUUACAUAAUUAUGAUCAUACAAGUUUAAAGCAAGCAAGAAGAAAUCACAAAAGUUGAGGUCAUGAAUGAGGUAGGCCUAUCCUGCUUUGUUUUGCUUCAGAAAUGUUUGUACAUCUUAUAUUUUGCUGACAUUCUAAAGUUCUUACGAUUUUUAAGAUUUUUACUCACAAGUAAUUUUAUCUCAGAUUUUUACAGACCAUCUGUACAUUUAUGGAUAAUUGAUUAAUUUAUUUUUAAAGUCGUUUUUUUAAAGUCCACAACAUGAACAACCAGCAGGACUCACACAGCAGGCAAUCUGUCAACCAUAGUAAAAUUGAACAGAAGAAGAAGAGAAUUUUAAAAUAAUUAUGAUGGCUAGGGACCCUAGUAACAUUUAUUUUUAAUUCAUGACUAAAAUUAUGUGGCUCCGAUUUAUUAACACUGGCUAAAUAAAUAGGCCUAGGUCCCUAUAAUUUAUAUUACUAAAUAUUAAUAUAAAGAAGGCCCUUAAAGUAUAAUAAACUAAAAUAAAUGACUUAACUUAAGCUACAGCUAGGUCUAAUAUUAAAUUUUAAUUUAUGAUUACUGGUAUUUAUAGUACGAGCCAGGAGGACCUACAGCAGUAGACACACUUUCAUGACUACAUCAACUACAUGGAUGAAUUUCAGAAUAUUUCAUUCAUGAAUUUCAGAAGUCAUAAGAGCAUGGUAUUUUUAGUCCAUCAUCAUAGCUUAAAAUUAAAUUAAUGGGGAAGAUUCUUAUUUUCAAAUAAUUUAAGUUUGGCUAGAAGCCUGUGCUGUUUGCUUUCAUGAUUUCUGAAGUCAAUUGGAUUGUUAUAUUUAAAAAAAAAUAUUGUGUGUAUUUAAUUAUUUUAAUAUAUACUUUAUAUACUAUUAUGUAGGUUAGUUGGAGCAUAGCUGCCCGAGAAAAAUGACAUUGUCUUAAGAUCCUCCCCAUGGGUCGAGCUAUAGUGUCCAACACCAUCUUUGGUAUUUCAAAAGGUUUGAUUAGUUGCCGUUUCAUGAAUUUUGGAGCUUGGCAUACCACUUUAAAAAAGAACUUCAAUUGUUACUUUCAUUCUGACAGUUUUGGACAAUUGUUCAGAAGAACAAAGUAUGUCAGACAGACAGUUUAUUUAAAAAAUGUUUCUACUACUGUGAUACACCUAAGACCGUUUUCAGUGACCUCAGCUUUCUGUUUCAGUGGAUCUCAUCCAAAUAUUCGAGUUAAACCAAAUUUAAAAACCAUGAAACUGGAUUCACCAGAGUUUCAUUCCAUCUUCACUGCAGAGUUGUGCACUCUUGUUGAAAUUUUUAAAAAAUAUGAUUAUGAGUUGCGGAUUGCUGGAGGUGCUGUUCGGGACCUUCUAGUUGGCAAGGUACCAUCAGAUUUAGACUUUGCUACAAUAGCAACACCUGCACAAAUGAAGGAAAUGUUCACCCAGGAAGAAAUCAGGAUGCUGAACAUGAAUGGGGAGGCUCAUGGCACAAUAACUGCUAGAAUCAAUGAUAAAGUGAGUUUGUAACUUAAAUGACAUCACCCUAAUUUUGCUGAUAUUGUAACUUCCGCCCCCCACCCCAUCACAAAAUAUUCACCACACAGUUUAGAAACCUUCAUAAUACAUCAUCAUGAAUUUGUGACCCCCACCUCUCCUUGACAUGCGUAAUGUCGUAUAUUGGUGAAGCCUUAUGAUAAAGGACUAUAACACCUCGUAUGUUAAAAAGAGUCUGUCCGUGUAAUUGUUAUUAAAUUAUUAGUAGGUAAAUCAUAUUCCAAUCGUCUUUUGCAAAUUUGAUCCCUUUUAAGUUUGAAGUAGUUCUCAGUACUUAUACUUUAGAAGUAUUGAAUUGUUUAUCAAAUAAAUAAUGAAUAGCAAAUCUAACUACAAAGCCUUGUCUAAUUUUCUUGUUAGGAAAAUUUUGAGAUUACAACAUUAAGAAUAGAUGUUGUCACAGAUGGCAGGAGAGCUCAAGUUGAAUUUACAAAAGACUGGAUGCUGGAUGCCAACAGACGAGACCUUACAGUAAACUCUUUGUUUUUGGGUAAGAUAAACUAUAACUAAAAGUAGCAUAUGUUUAAGAGAUUUAUUGCACAGGUCAUGUGUCUGUAAUUUUAGCCAUUAUGAAAACAUUAUAUUUGACAUAAAUUGAUUUAUCCAAAGUCUACUUUUUAAGGUUUCGAUGGAACAAUUUAUGAUUACUUCAGUGGUGUUGAAGAUUUAAAGGAAAAGAGGAUUCGAUUUGUGGGAGACCCUGAACAAAGAAUUAAAGAAGACUAUCUUCGCAUAUUAAGAUAUUUCAGGUUUGUUUGUUUUACUUCAUAACACUUAAUUCAUAACUGAUCAAAUAUUUCUAAAGAAAUCAGUUAUUAUUUUUCUAUUCCUAAAUAUACUUAACCAAAAAUAAUUUUCUAAACUGGACAAUGGGGAACAUAAAAUAAACCCUACUCUCUGGAACAAUUCAGAGAAGCCGCAUUUUUAAGAUCUUUAAAAAAAUUAUGUUAAUGAAGAAUUUCAAAAAAAGAAUCAGUAGUUGAUUAUCUGAAUGAAUUUCACUUUCUUUAGAUUUUAUGGAAGAAUUGCCCCUGGUCCUGACUUGCAUGAAAAAGAAACUCUGGAUGCCAUUAAAGAUCAUGGCAAAGGAUUAGCAAGUAAAUUUGAAUUUUAUAAAAACAUUAAUAGUUUUAAAUAUUUAGACACAUUUUACCAAGAUUAUUUAAUAUAUUAAAUUUGUUGAAAACCUUAGAAGCUUAAAUGCCAUUAUAUGCAGUCAGUCCUCGGUGAUGGGGGUUUAAGGCAGGGGCCAAAGAACACAUUUCUCCAUUUUGUUAUGUGUCUCUUUGGGUCCCCAUGGUUCAGCUUUUUCUGUUUUCUAAAACUUUCCUGUGAUGUGAAAAAAGGAAAAGGGGGGGGGGGGGGGGGGCUGGAAUCUAUGGACAAGAUUAAGCUAUCUCCAUCAACAUUCCUGUAUACUUUCCAUAAAUUUCUGUGUAAGAGCAGUUUAACAAAUUAACCAUACUUCACUUGCCAAAAUUAGGCUUAUGGCAGCAUACUUCGGUAUGGUCAGCAUAGGAUUUUUGUGGUGUCAUGGUGUAGUUGGUCACCUCUCCUUUGUUCAGAAAAAGAAUGAUUUCAACAACUAUUGAGCAGCAACUUGUAUAUUUGUUUAACUAAUUUUUAAAAUUAAUUUUUUUUUUUAGAGCAGAACAAGAAAUGUGGUUUACUGUUAUCUCUGGAUUGACAAUGUUCUCAUUCUAACAUUUCAUUGAAAUCUCUUGAAAAUUUCAGAUGUAUCUGGAGAGAGAAUUUGGGUUGAAAUUAGGAAAAUUCUCACUGGUCGAAUGACAGCCCAUAUUUUAGAGUUAAUGAUCAAACUUGGACUGGGUCAAUAUAUUGGUAAAAUUUUAUAUUUUGUUUUUUCAAAAUUUAUAUCAAUUUCAUUAAGUUUAUUUGCAAGUGCUAGAGUUGGAAUUUAGAAAAAAAUAAGUAUAAUCUUAUAAUAAAAAUACUAACAUUAAUCUUAAUUUCCAGGCAGUGGAUUUGAAAGGUCUCUGCAAAUAAAAGAGAUUUUUCAACUCCUACCUUUAUUCUAUUAAUUUUUUUCACCUUCUUAAUUUAGUAUUUAACUUUAACAAGGUUUUAUAAGUUAUUGUAUUUUAUUUCAAUUAUCUUGGUUUGAAAAUCUAAUUCUUUAUUUUUAUCUAAAACUCAGUUAACAUUAAAUUAUUAUGUUAAUGCGUAAUAAUUAAAAAAAAUCAAAAUUUAUCUUGUGCAUUUAAUACAUUGAGAUAACAGGUGAAAAAUAUAGAGGCUCUUAUCUCUUCUGAAGAGUUCUCCCAGAUCUCCACAUCAGAUAUAAUUCAAGUUCAUGAUGUAUUUUAAUAGUUCAAAUCUAUGUCUACAACUGCAAGCUGAAGCAUUUUCAAUACUCUUUAUAGGGCUUCCAAAUGUGACUAACUUCACUGAGUUUUAUCGAGUGUGUGAGAAAACUGAAGGUAUCCCCCAUCAUCAUAUGACUAGAGUGUCAGCUUUGCUAGAAGAUGAGGCAGAUGUAAGUAUGGUUGUGUCUCGUUUGUUCUUUUUUAAUCAAGUUAAAAUUUAAGAUUUUAUAUUUUCCUUAAUAAACAAAAGGAUCAAGGUUUAACAAGAAUAAUUUAGAUGCAAUAUAAUUAAUCAAAUUAGAAGUACUCAAAACUUAUAUAUUUUUUAAUUUCAAGGACAUGUUGUUUCUUGCUAUGAGUUAUAAUUCAUAGAUGUUUUAGAUUUCUGCAGUAAGCAUAACUUCAUUCAGCAUUGUGUGGUUCUUCAGGUUUACAAGUUACUUGAGCGAAACAAGAUUUCUAAUGAAGAAUUGCAGACAGCUUUAUUCAUUGUGCAUCAUCGACAUGAUAAAAUGGAAGGAAACUUAAUUGGAUACUGCACUGAUUUGCAUACAGAUUCCUCAGGCAAAGAGCCAAAAGUCACCAAUAAAAUAGUGGAACUGAUGAAGUACUGUGGCCAUGUAAGUUUGGAAUAGAGCCCUAGCACAGUUUCAGUAGUUAAGACAGCAACGCAAAGAACAAUUAAAAUAUUGGUGUUGUUUUCAAUACAGAAGCAAAUAAAACACUCUAUAGGAUCAACCUAAUAAUGUUUUAAUCAUAUUUAUUUGUUGGCUCAUUACACCAAAAAUUUGUUAGUUUAAUUGCCUCUGUUCUUUAUGAUGGUGAAGCCUCAAAUCAUUCUUACUGUCCUUGUAAAAAUAGUUAAACAUACACUUACCUGAAAUUUUAAUUUUUUGUCUUUAUAGUUUACCUUAGUUAAAAAAAGUCCAAAUUUUUGUGUGUGAAUCAUUUAAAUCUCUUUUAUUUUCUCAGCUGGGUAUUGCUGAAGAGUUCCCUAAUGUCAAAUUGCCAGAGUUGCCUGUUAAAGGACAUGACCUGACAAAGAGCAAUGUCCCUCGUGGACCUAAAUUUGCCAUGACUCUUAAUGAACUGCGAAGAAUUUGGAAAGAAAGUGGAUAUACACUUAAAAAAGAGGAUCUGAUUGAGAAAAUACCUGAAGUUUUAGAAAAUCUUCCAAAGAGCACGAAAAAGAUGAAAAAUAAGUAAAUUGUGAUUUUAAGAGAGUUCUGAAUAAAUUUUGAUGUUCACAAUGUUUUAUUUAAAUUUAUUUUAUCAAAUCGUUCUCUCUGAAUUUACAAUUUUAAUUAAUUACUUCUGUGCUUCACUGCCUGCUACCCUUAGAAUGGUUUCCUGUAGGUUACCCCACUCACAUAGCAACAAUAGUAGGUCAUGAUGUUGCUGUUGUUCCUGGUAAUGGUGGGUAUAAACUACAAAAACUAACUUAUUCCAGUAAUGUCAGCUGAGGCAUUGUGAUUUUUUUUAAAAACAAAGAGUAAAAACAAGUUGUUUCAUUUUGGUGGUUAGGCAGGUGGGCCUUAGGACAGAAGGUAAAUUUAGAAUUUUAUCAUAACUGUGGGACAUACACAUUCUAAAUGAAAAAAAAUGGGUGGGGGGUGUUUCAUCCACAAUAUUAUAAUUUGAUUAACGGUGGUUUUAUGAUGUUUAUUAACACAGAAUUUUGUAUAACUUGUUACAGUACAAUUUUAAUAUCUCUCAAGAUACCAGUUAGUCCUUUCCUUUAUAACAAAUAUAUGAAAAAUGUUGGUUGAAAAAAAAUUCUUGAGUAAACAAGAGUUAUGGACUCGAAUCUAUGUCACUAAAUAGUAUAACACUCAGUAAAACAAAAGCUUAGUUUUAUAACUUUAUAUUUUAUUUAUAUAUAUGUCAAGUUUUAUUUUUCAAGGAUAUGAAAACAUUUGAUAUGCUCAGCUGGGAAAAAAAUGCUUCAAGUAAACAAUAUAUUACACAACCAAUGAAAAAAAGAACAAUAGCUGGUUUAACUUACAGAACCUCUUUUACAUUUUGCUUAAAUUUGAGAGCUAGUUUGAAUCAACAUAUACUCCGGUUAUUACUGAAAUCCGAGACAAUAUAUUGCAAAAGGUUAUCUGAAGCAAAUUCAUUUUUACACAAUCAAAGUCCAUUUACUUUUCUACAAAAGUAACCCAAUGCUACUUUAACCAUGGCAAGUUUGAUCAAGAGAUCUGAACUAACAAACUAAUUAAAUUAUCAAAAUAAAAUAAAAUAUAUUCAAGCAAGACUAAUUGUAAUAAAAUUAUUUGGAAUGUUUUCCAUACUUUAAAGAACAGCUAAUUAUGAUACCAGUCACAUGUGAUUAGUGAAAGACUAGAGCUUUACAAAACAUUAAUUUUUUUUUUUACAGAAACAAACCUAGAUAUUAAUUUAAAUCUGACGUUCUCAUGCCAAAAUUUUUUACUUGCCAUGCACCAUUCUUGUUUAAAUUAUAGCUCAUUUUAUAGUUAUUGAAUUCAUAUAACAGAAUUUCUAUAUUCUACAGUUAACUGCAAACUGUCUUCCUUCCAACUCUUACAAAUUUUUACUAUAGAAACUCAAUGUUUCCCUGAAGAAUGCAAGGAUCUGUUAUGAUUUUGAGUAAGUAGUUGAAGACUGAAGCCUACAUUUGUAUAUCACUAAGACAGUACAAUUAAAUUAAUUAUUUUAAAUAAAUGAUGCUAUAGUCACUGAUGAAAUAACAUGGACAUGUAUUAUACAAGAAAGCUCACAAUGAAUUUGUCAACUCUUCUUGUUUACUGAUGUAUUAAACUAAAUUAUUCAUCAGAUACUACACCAAACCUCAUUUUGUUAAGUAACAACUUAAAAAUAUGUAUUCAGGAAGUUCAUGAACAAACAUCUUUUUUAUGGUAUUUGAAAUAAAAGGACUCAUUCAGAAAAGGAAAUAUGGCUUAUAGCUGGUAAUCCAUUCAAUUAUAUUUAAUCAUUGUUGAUCUCCAGCUAAAUAUAUUCUAAAAUAAAUUAUAAAAUAAUUAAUUCAUUCACUUAACACUUUUUUUUAUUUUUAAUUUUUUUUUUACCAUUUUAGCUGAACAUUUUUGCAUAGCAGCAUACACAUGUUCAGGACUUCCCCAUAAAUACAUAUUUUUUAAAGCUAUUUUUUUGUUUGGAAGACUAGUUGUUUAGUAGGUUGCAGUAAAUUUAUGCAAUUAAAUGUUUUUUAGCACCGAAAUUCUAACGUAGAUUUUUUUUAGUCAUAUAAUGCUAGAACCUGACAUUCUAACGUAGAUAUUUUAUUCAUAUAAUGCUAGAAUCCACAAAACUAAAAAUAAGUAACAUGUCACAAAGCUAAAAAAAAAAAUUAACUAUAUCCUGCAUGCUACUCUAUUGAAAGUUAUAUCAAACCCACCAAAUAAAAGUUACACAAAAUGUAAGUCACUUGCACUUGUUGAUUUUAUACAAAAGCCAGGUUAAAAAACUUCUUUGUACCAUCUCCCUAAUUUAUCUUUAUUAAAAAAAAUAUCAGCUUCUAUUUGAUUCAGGUAUUAGUUAGCUGUAAAUAGCUCUAUUUGUUCCCUACAAUAGUGUUCAUAUUUACAAGAAAAAUCUUAUAAUAAACUGUUAAGAUAGGAUAAUUGUAUAAAUAUAUAUAUAUAUGUGUGUGUACUAUAUACUUUAAUUAUUAUUAUGGGAACAUAGGUGAUGAUAUGAAAAUAUCAUUUAAAUAUAUGCCUCUUUUCACAAUGCAGAAUCAUUGCGAGUUUGAAAUGAAGAGAAAUAACAAAGAAAAGUCUUAAAAAAUGACUACUGUACAGUCUCUCAUAAAGACAUUGCGUAUAAUAUACUUUUAGUCUUAUAUACAAUUAUAUGUUCACAUUUUUUGCUAGACGCAGUAAUAUCAAUCCAAUGCUCAGUUGUAAGAAAAUCUAUAUACAUAAACACUUUCUGUCAUUACAGAAUUAGUUUACAACUCACAAUUAGAUACAUGAACCUCCCCCCCGAACAACUGAGACAAUAAUCACAUGAACCAAUAAUGACAAAGAAACAUGUAUUGAUGGUGAUCAU